UUGAAUUUGUUAAAGUCAAAGUCACAUCAGUAAGCCGACAGGAGUGUGAAAAAUAUAAUUACACCUCAGCUCAAACCGAAGAGGAGGACACAGUCAGUCAAAAGAGAAUGAAGAAAAGAAGGAAAUUUGAAGAUUAUGUUCAAGGGUCAGAUUUGUCUCCUGAGGAGGAUGAGUCCUUGCCAGACAAGAAAAAGGAGGAUACAGUGUUGCUUCCGGUUCCUCCGCCAAAGGGACAAAAUGCAAUGCUGCUCGAGUUACCUGCACCCCCAGAACUGGCUAACACCACCAUUAGACAACCAGAGAGUCCUGCAUCUUCAGACAUUUCUGGAUGUUCUUGUCCAACGCAUCACCGUUCACCCACAAGGUCUGAAUCCUUAGAAGCAUUUAGUCCAGAGUCAGCCAGGUCUAGGCUUUCACGCACACCUCAGCGUGGAGUUCGAAAGCCAUCACAGUCCGGGAGCAGAAAGAGUCGGGCGUCCUCAUCCAGAUCUAGGCGUUCUCGCACACCUCAGCGUGGAGUUCAAAUGCCAUCACAGUCCGAGAGAGGCUUAUUCCCCAUGUCUCAAGCUAAAUACCAGAAGUCAGUGCUUGGAAAGCUAGUUGAACUUCUUGAUGAGAUAAAAAGAGUCGGAAGGCACUAUGAGCCGCUGAAUUCUGCUGUCCAUGUUGCUAGGCUAGAAACCUUUGAAGAUUUUGCUGAAGAAGAGGCACGUCUCAAGGAACGCAACCUCUGGGAACAAAGGGUGUCCCAGCUCUCAAAGGUGGGAGGGAGGAAUAACAAGGACUGCGUCCAUAAAGUAAUGGACAGGCUUUUCACCAACAGCCUAAUGGCUACUUUCAACAUGAAGGGGCGGGGUCGCAGUGAGAAAAAAGCCUUCCAGGAUACCGUUCUUUACUCUGUGGUAAAAGCCGCAGUAAUGAAGUGGAGUAAAACAGCCACAGAAGUGGAAAUCAGGGCUGCCAUGGCUGAGACACUUAAACAUGCUCCAGGGAGAGCUGGAGGUGGAGGUCGCAAAGUGUGACCAUUUAGUGUACAUUUUCUUUCUUAGAGUUGUGUUUUGUUGACUCUUGGAAAGUGAACUGUGUUGUGUUGGUUACUGGACCAACCUAUGUUUAUUGCACUGACUCUAAUGUGAAAUCUGUGUUGGUUAUUUGACUGUUUGCACUAUUUAAAAUGUGCUGUUUUAAUAAAGUUAUUAUAAGCUAACCCUUUAAA
Megalobrama amblycephala (Wuchang bream) is the source of this 1216-nucleotide messenger RNA. RefSeq lists its product as uncharacterized. The transcript is spliced from 12 exons. The coding region runs from base 108 to 1022 and encodes 304 amino acids. The record is from RefSeq and is a predicted model, not a curated record. Lineage: Eukaryota; Metazoa; Chordata; Actinopteri; Cypriniformes; Xenocyprididae.